AUGUCAAUAAAAAACGAUGAUUCAAAUUCAUUUUCACUUAUUUGUUUUGGAAAUUUAUCUGAUCAACGUCUAUCAAAAAUCAAAUUUGUAAACAAAUUUGACAAUCUUGAUUUAUUAAAAGAAUAUUUAAAUGAAAUGAAAGAUAAUUCUGUUAUUGUUAUUGUUUCUGAUAAUGUUUCAUUGGAUACAAUCUCUUCAACAGAUUUUCCUCAAAUUUGUGCUGUUUAUAAUGAAAAAUUUGUUUGUUUAUAUUGUUUACCAACAAUGAUAUUACCUGUUCAUACAUAUAUGCAAACUAUUCAAGAUGAACAAUCAAAAAAAAAGACUUCAUCUUAUUUCUUUCCACUUAUUCGAAAGUAUUGGUUUAUUAUUGGUUUAUUUUUGGUUAUUUUUCUUGCAUAUUUAUUUCCAAAUAUAGGUAAAACAGGUGGAUAUAUUCGUUCAGAAUGGUCUAUUAAAAUCGGUUGUGUAUUAAUUAUUUUCUUUCUCAGUGGUUUAUCAUUAAGAACAAAACAACUUGUUAAAGAAAUUCUUCAUAUUCGUCUUCAUUUAUUUGUUCAAAUUUAUAGUUUAUUAAUAAUUCCAUUUACAAUUUAUGCUUUUGGUUUAUUAUUAAUAAAAUUAUCUUUAAAUAAAACAUUAAUUGUUGGUAUAAUAAUAAUGGCAUCAACAUCUACAACAAUUUCAAGUAAUGUUGUUAUGACAAAAAAUGCAUUGGGUAAUGAAUAUGCAGCAUUAUUAAAUGCUGUUCUUGGAAAUAUUUUAGGAAUAUUUAUUUCUCCAGCAUUAAUAUUAUAUUUUCUCAAAAAUCCAAUAUUUGAUUCAUUGUCAAAUACAUCAACUAGUGAUAAUCAAUUAGAUUAUAGUCGUAUUAUUAAAAAUUUAGCUUUAACUGUUUUAAUUCCUUUAUUUAUUGGACAAAUAAUUCAUUUAUUAUGGACAAAAAAAGUGACAUAUUUACAUGAAAAAUUUUAUUUUUCCGAUUUAAAUAGUUUAGCUUUAUUAAUUCUUGUUUGGGCUGUAUUUUCAAAUGCUUUUGCUACAGGUGCAUUUGAAACAAUACAUAAAAAAGAUCUUCUUAUUUUGAUUUUUAUUAAUGCUGGAAUUUAUUUAUUUUUUUCAUUAUUAAUUAUAAUUCUAUCAAGAUUACCAAUACCAUAUUGGCAAUUUUCUCAAAAAGAUACAGUUGCAAUUAUGUUUUGUGGUGCAACAAAAACUUUAGCAAUGGGAAUUCCAUUAAUAAAUGCUUUGUAUGGAAAUGCAAAUAAAGAUUUAAGUGGAAUACUUUCAUUACCAUUAAUUAUUUAUCAUGUUGAACAAUUAAUUAUCGGGGCUAUUUUUGUUAUUUUAUUAAAAAAUUGGGUUAAAAAAGGAAUUAAGAAACAAAAUAUUAAAUUAAAAAAUCAAGAUGAUCUCGAUGCAGUUGAAUCACAAACUAUAAAUAUUGAAUCUUCGAACUAA
Adineta steineri is the source of this 1461-nucleotide messenger RNA. The record is from the annotation of a GenBank genome assembly. Lineage: Eukaryota; Metazoa; Rotifera; Eurotatoria; Adinetida; Adinetidae.